This is a messenger RNA of Anolis sagrei ordinatus, 4358 nucleotides long. It is a transcript of the gene DHRS7C, whose product is annotated as dehydrogenase/reductase 7C. Gene Ontology annotation, biological process: intracellular calcium ion homeostasis. Gene Ontology annotation, molecular function: oxidoreductase activity, acting on the CH-OH group of donors, NAD or NADP as acceptor. The record is from RefSeq and is a predicted model, not a curated record. NCBI's taxonomy places the organism in Eukaryota, Metazoa, Chordata, Lepidosauria, Squamata, Anolidae.
ACCUUCGCUCAAGGCAAAAGGCUUCAGUGCAGGGUGCCCUUCCUUUCCAAAAAUGCCUAUGAGUUUAAUUAAACUUCUUGAAUAAACCAGUUGGCGGGAGACACCUCCUCAUCAGUUUGUUGACUCUGCAAUUCCAAGUGAAGAUGGGUGUCUUAGGUGUAUUAAUCCUCCCACUGCUUGUGGUUGUAAUCAGUGGGGUUGUAUAUAUUUAUCGGACAGUAAUUCAGAUGAUGUCAAAAUCUGCUGUGCGGAGUAAAGUUGUAGUGAUCACGGAUGCUCUGUCUGGUGUGGGCAAAGAAUGCUCACACGUAUUUCACGCAGGUGGAGCCAGGCUAGUUCUAUGUGGUAAACACUUGGACAAUUUAGAAGCUCUCUAUGAUUCUUUAACCAGUGUGGCUGAUCCUACCGCAACAUUUACACCGAAGCUUGUCCUUCUAGAUCUAUCUGAUGUAAACUGUAUUCAAGAUGUGGCUAAAGAAAUCUUGGAUUGCUAUGGAUGUGUGGAUAUACUCAUAAAUAAUGCUAGCACCAAGUUGAAGGGGACAGUACACAAUGUCUCACUGGAACUUGACAAAAAGAUUAUGGAUGCCAACUAUUUCGGACCUAUAACACUCACCAAAGCUCUUAUUCCCAACAUGAUCUCCAGGAGAACUGGUCAAGUUAUAUUAGUCAACAAUAUCCAGGGGAAAGUUGGAGUCCCUUUUCGUGCAGCCUAUGCUGCUUCAAAGCACGCUGCUCUCGGGUUCUUUGAUUGCCUGAGGGCAGAACUGCAGGAGUUUGGUGUUUGUGUCAGUACUGUGACUCCAAGUUUCAUACGCUCAUACAGUGUUCAACCACAGCCUAGCAACUGGGAAUCCUCCGUGUGGAAAUUCCUUUGCAGAAAACUGGCCUAUGGUGUCCAUCCAACUGAAGUUGCAGAUGAAAUUCUGAGAACAGUGAACAGGAAGAAACAGGAGGUGUUCAUGGCAAAUCCUAUUGCAAAGGCAGCUGUUUACAUACGCACCUUCUUUCCAGAGUUAUUUUUUGCUGUUGUUGCUGCAGGAGUUAAAGAAAAACAGAAAAUAGAAGAUGAAAAGUGAUUGCAUUUAGCCCAUCUACCUUGGCAAUAGUGUUGCCAGAAGCUCUUUAUUUUAUGGAGAGAACUACCGAGAAGCUCAGAGCAGGGGCAAAUGAUUGGGUCCCAGAAGAAAUGGCAAAAGAUUUCUGAAGAUCUGGAGGCAGUGGAGUUGGGAAAGUUAGUACACUCCUGGGUGACAACAGAGUGUCUUACCAACCAUCAGAAAUAUCUGUGGUGGUGUUUGGUCUCUUAGAAAUUACAGUUAGAAAAGAGUUAAUAGAAAGUGCAUUUAUUUUAAAAGGGUUUGCUCAGUAUGUUGGCUGUUGUAUUUGGAGUAAUUAUGGAAAGAGACCUAAAUGUGUGAAAGUGUCUUCAAAGUCACCUAUUGACUUAUGCUGAUCCGAAUAGUUGUGUGGGGUUUUCUUUGGCAGGGAAUACUCUGAGCAGGUUUUGCCCGUUCCUUCUUUUGAAUAUAGCCAACAGCAUUAGGUAUUUGUUGGUGGUCUUACAUCCAAGUGUUAACCAGGGUUCACCAUGCUUAGCUUCCAAGAUGAGACAGGUUCUGGUGCCUUAUGGCAAUUAGGCCCCUCAGAAACCUAAUGGGUUGGUUGAAGCACAAUAGGAAAUGAAGAAAUUGUUAAAGAUUAUAGAAGAGAUGUAGUUGAAUUAAUGUAUGGUGUUAAUCUGAUUACAAAGUGCUGCUGGACUCAAAACGGGAAUAGAGGGCACAUUCUUGAAUGGAGUGAAAGAGAGCUGGUGUGUCAAUAUUUUAUAUUUUGGUGGUUUAGGUAUCUCUUCUUCCUCCCCAACCCUUUAAAACUCAAAGUUUUUAUAACAGUCUUGAUUUUAGCAAAAAAUAUGGGGUUGGUGGUUCAGGAAGGCAAUACAUCAGUUGUCCUCUUUAGCCUUCUCUGCCAAAAUAGUGCUGAUGCUCAUCACAGCAGAUAAAGUGGUAUCAAGCUGUAUUAAUUAUACAGUUGGACACAAUUAGAUGGUGGGGACUCUCACACAUCACAACAGGAUUCUAUGAUGAAAACAAUAAUAACAAGUAUCACCCAGUAGGCACUAAGGGUGCAUUUGCACUGUAGAAUUAAUGUAGUUUGACACCACUUUAACUACCAGGGCUCAAUGUUAUGGAACCUUCUGAUUUGUAGUUUGAUGAGCAUCAGCACUCUUUCGCAAAAAAAAGUUAAAGACAUUGUAAAACUACUAUUCCAUGAUUCCAUAGCAUUGAGCCAUGGCCGUCAAAGCAUUACUAAUAUGUAGACCAUGGAAGAUUAGGACACAGAUUGGGUCAUCCAACCACCAAUGGCUCAAGUUAUUGAGAAAAAGGAUUGACACACUGUUCCUUGGUAUGGAUGGUAUUCAAAGGCAUUGUGUGUCAGAGUGUAUUACUGGAAUCCUACAGUGCCUUUGAAACUAACUGAAAGAAAAAAACUUUGAAGCAUGAUACCUAUGGAUACCAAGUCCAUGGACAGAUAUUUAUACCAAUGAAAGGGCAGGUUGUGAGUUAAUAUAAAUGGAAAUGCAAGACCUGUAGAUAUGAGGAUGGGGUGACGAGCUCACUUUAAAUGAAAGGAUGCUUAGGAAGAAAGAUGGGAGAAAGCAUAUUACCUAAAGUGAAGAUAAAUAGGUAAAGGUAUGAAUGAGAGGGGAGUUUUUGGAAUGUUGUAUGAUACUGACUUGUGAACAGAAAAUAAUGCAAUAAGUAGGGUGUAAGAGCUUACUAGUGGCUGGGAAGUUGAUUAGUGUUACAAUAUGUUGAGUGGACCAGGAAAUCAUUGCAUCGGUCUAUAGGCUGGAGUUUGUGGAUUAUCCAACAACCUCAUCAGACGGGCUGAUUUGUCCAUCGUAUGCUGCUUCACCUCCUUUUACGGCACAGAGCCCUUCACAUGACGUAAAGGAACUUCUGGCUGGGCCCCAUACCAAAAAGGUACAUGAAGCAGUACCCAUUGGAGCCUUCCCAUAUUGCCUUUCCUUCAGUGGGGGUAAGCCAGGUGGCAAUGCUUCACCCCAUGGGAUGAAGAGCAAGGUAAAACGGGCAUUGUGAGGUAUGGAUUGGCGGCUUUUCCAUGCCCUCACCCCCACCAGGAGCCCAUGGAUUCACCCCAAUGCAAGGUGAAUCCAUGGGCCAUUAUGACAAGGUCCCUAGAGCAUUUCACAGGAAUAAAUAUAGUCAAGCAACAUCAGCUGGCAAAAGCUAUUAAUGAGGAAGAACAUGCAGCUAAGACAUGCUGCUGGACUUUGCUUUUGCAAAAUGUCUGACUAAAAGCGUGAAAUGUUGCCCCCUCAUUUUGUCUCUGUGGAAUAAAUUGAUUGCAAACUGCUUUUGCACUUUGAACUCAGUUUGCAGCAAUUGAAGUAAAAGCACAAAAGGGGGAAGUAAGAAGGGAGGAGACACAUAAGCAGCUGAAAAGCUGGGACAAGAUAGGAUUCACUGGCACUAUUCUUGUCAAAUCAGGAGACUUGGGAGGUAUGGAACAGCCCCCAAACUUUGAAAAGCAAAGCUAUUUUCCCCUCCAUUCCUCCCAUAGAGGGUCCUAAACAUGAUCCUUCUGAUGUUAUCCACUCCUGACACAGGGAAAGGACUCCCACCAUGUAUCGGUGAUUUACAGCAGGAGUCUGAGAUGUCUCUGCACAAGCAUAUAGUGCGAAAGAGAUAGAAGUGAAUGUAUCUUUUUUGAACGUUUAUGGAUGCUCAUGCAAGGGGGGAGGGAGAAGGGGAAGAGGGAAAGCUGAAAUAAAAAACAAUGACUGCUAAGCUUGGAUUUGCUAAAGAAUGCCUGAAUGUUGGUACCCAAAUAGUAGAUGCUACUUGUUACCACUUCCCUCUCCAAAGUGGGGGAGAGGACUAGGAUUGCCAGAGUGAAACCUGGAGAUGUGCCUUGUGCUUUUAAUAGCCGUGGAGAAAAUGGAAUUUCAGAGAUGUUGUUCAAUAUUCAACUUCUUUAUUACACAUCGGCUUUUCAGAUUUUCUCUUCUGUGCAGCCAUUGAAGGGACUCGAUGCUUCUCCCACUUUUGCUCUGGCAUCCUUCAAAACCUUCCCCAACUCCACUGCCUCUUCAUUCACUUCCUCUGGGUUCAUUAGCUUAAAUAUUUCAUCCUUCAGAAAGAGAAACUUCCAGCUCUAAGAACACAGUCACAUUCACGGCUGCAAUUAUGCAAAAUGAUGAAGACACCUGUAUGCACAAUUAUGAAAAACAUGAAAGAAUAUGUAGAUUGCGUCGCCCAUUUUUCUAGAUUUCUGAUCCAGCAACCCUGCCCUGAAGUGAGAUAAAUAAAACACUAGUUUCAAACAUG